Molecule: messenger RNA, 2001 nt
Organism: Orbilia oligospora ATCC 24927
Lineage: Eukaryota; Fungi; Ascomycota; Orbiliomycetes; Orbiliales; Orbiliaceae
Exons: 1
Coding region: 1-2001 (666 amino acids)
Source: RefSeq, a predicted model, not a curated record
AUGGAUCCCAAUUCCCCAAAUAUCAUUAUCCCGUCCGAACCUCUCAGAUGGUGGGCGCAGUCAAAGAUUGCCAAUUGGCGACGUUUUGUUGACGUUGCUGGAAUCAAAGACGCAGACCCAAAAGAACUUUCGAUAUUCGACUGGAAGAUAAUUUUCGAGAUAGCUCUUAGGUCUAGCACAUGGCGUCUAUGCCCGUCCAUGGUCUUCGGAGAGACUUGUGAGAUCCCGAUAUUCGGCAUAAUCCAAGAGCUCGACUUCAUAACAGGGAAAGUUAUUUUCCGUUUGGACCCGAGGACAACUACUCCACUUGUUAGGCAGCAUGCAAAGUACAUAUUCAGUCGACGUAAAAAUCUUCCUCCGAAGCAAGCCAUAGAGAUCCUUCAAACUUUCGAACGCCGGGUCGACGUCUUGCAGAUUCGCCUUAGGGCUGGAGUCUUAGAUGCUACAGAUGGUACUCCUGGAGCGGAUUUUCCUAAAUAUGCAUCUAAUCCGUCAGCGAGGAAAUCGGUAGUAGAUAUGCUGGGCUUGGUUCUUAGAGAGAACGGUCUGAGGAAAACGAUACUUGAUGCAUUUGUGGAGACCCAACCUUCAGUUCCUUCAUUUGUCUUUAGUCCGAGUCGUUCAUUAGGUGGAGAGCCUGCUGAGGGUGUGCAUUCAUUACAGUCAACUAAUACUCCUCUUCAUCUACCACCACCACAAUUCCUUCUCAGCGAGCUGCACUCACUUAUAUCUAAACCCCAAACACCCCAGCACUCACGGGCUGAACACGAUCUCCCAUCACAACUGCCAGUCGAUUUUUCCCUCAAACGGAAGCAGAAUUCAAGCCCAACUCCUUCACCUCAGUUGGCAAAGCGUGUACAUGUUCGCACGCCCCUCCCAAAGAAUAGGGUUAUUAAAUACUCACGACCUACAGCCACAGGGUCAUCGCCACUAACAACCGAAGUCAAAUUGGAUAGCCCUUCUUCACCAUCUCUCACAGCUCAAGAGCCGCUAGUUCGUCAGCGAUAUCAGAAAUCACCAUCUGCUUGUCCAUCCAUAGACUCUGGAAUUGACAUCAACACACCUACUUCUGUAGCAGCUAACAGCCCUGAACCAAACCCCCCCAAAACGGUCCUAAGAGCUAAAGAGCCAACCUUAACAAUAAUCCCAGACGAGAGGUCAUCAGUACUCCCACUGUCUUCUAACCAAGCAACUCUUAAACGCAAAAGAGUUAGCCUCAAUCACGACGAACUCACAAUCUAUAAAAUGGAUUCAUCCUUCGCCCCUGUCACACGCCAGCAAGCGGCAAUGGAGCUUAAGAAAACACCAAAACAGACUACUGGUGUCGGCAGCGUCAGAACCAUGAAUGAAUUGACUCCACGAAAGCUAUCUAAUGUGCAAAGAAGUCCGCCUCGAAACUCAAAGGACACAGACGAAGAGGAAGAUAACUGGUAUGAUACGCACGAAGAAGUGCAAAUAGAUCAUCCACGAGAAGAAGAUAAAGCCGAAGACGCCGAAGACGAAGAUGGAGGAGUGGGGGUAGAAGAGGGAAUCCAAGAUGGAUGUUCUAAGAUCGUCGGGUUACCAACGCCUCGUAGACCUCCAUCAUCCGGUAUCAACAGAUUUGGGUUCACCGUCCGAAAUCCGGGAGAUAGCUCCCUAGCGACGAAGAAAAAGAAUAACAAGGGAAAGAACGGGAAAGGGAAAAAACGCAAAGGAAGAUCCCCAAGUUCUAGUGAUUAUACGGAUCCAGAAGACCUCGUUCUUGAUUCUGACACCCCAACACUCGAACUCCUCUGCGACUCUGAAGACUCAGAAGAGCACCGAGAUCGGAAAUACCGACGACGAGAGAGAAAAAGGCUUAAAGCGGAGGAACUUCAAAGAAUUGAGGAUAUAAAGCGGUUGGAUGAUCAGAUCAAGACACUCGAGACAGAGUUGGAAAGGAGGGAGGCUCUCGAAGCAGUUGAAGGCGCGGACAGGGGCCAGCUCUGUAAACAGAACGAGAAUAAGGCUAUUGAUUGA